UAGAGGAUUGCUUGUUUUAAGUCCUGUGCGAUUUCAUUUAUAUUAUGACUUGGAUUUCAUGUGUGCUUGUAUUAUUGUUGUUAAAGGCACCAUGGCACAAAAGUGUCAGGAGUCAUGUCACAUGACAUGCCUUAUGCAAGCGAGGCACAUAAUCUGCAAUAGAUUAUUGUAUAGUAGCUUUCGACAAAAAUAAUACACAAAUAAACGAAUAUAAAAGAUUCGAAAAAGAGAACUUGGUUUGCACAAACCUCAGUGAUUAUUUAAUUACAUUUAAUACUUAUUUCUUAUAUUGAUCAAUAACUUGGCAAUUUCAACACUUAUUUAAUCAAGUUGAACAUUGAUCUCAGCUAAUUAAGAUCUUUUAUUUGCAGUGAAUUUGGUCAAUAUGUCCACAACAACCUCACAUAUGUUAGAAAUAAUUUCAAUAGUUUAAGCAAACAUAAAUAUUUUGUUACUAAUUUGAUAAUUAAAAUCUUAAAAUUGGCUAGAAACUUAUGAGAAGUAGAAAAAAGAGAGAACAGAAGGGACUCGUAAAAGAUUGGCAAGAACAGAGAAGGAAAAGAAUAAAGAAAAGGGAAGGAGAAAGAAAAUCAAAACAAAAGAAAUUAGAAGAUGAGAAACAAAACUGAGCAAAAAGAAGUGGGAGGCAUAUGUGCCUGAGAGGAACACUGAAUUUGCUGUUGCAAAGGAUUAUGCUUUCUUCCCCCCUCUCUUAGCAAAAGAUCCAACUGAUCGUCUCUCUUCAAGAAGGUCGCCACGGUUGUACCAUCGUGCCUUGGAAAAAGGCACAAGGUGAAGCCAGGCAUCGGCCGUAAGCAAGGCUAGUGCCAAUAUUGAAGAAUGGUGUUGGCCUUGCGCCAUUUGCCAUUUUCCCCAUGGUCACGAUACAUUACAUAUUCAAAGGAGGAGGAAGCUGUUCGUUGUAUUCAGUCGGUGCAUGGAUUUGUUUUGGAUGGUAAAACUUUGAGGGCAUGCUUUGGGACUACAAAAUACUGUCAUGCAUGGCUGAGGAAUGUGCCUUGCAGCAAUCCCGAUUGUCUAUAUUUACAUGAGAUUGGUUCACAAGAGGACAGUUUUACUAAGGACGAGAUAAUAUCCGCUUACACAAGGAGUAGAGUUCAACAAAUUACUGGUUCCUCAAAUAGUACACAACGGCGUUCAGGAAAUGUGUUACCUCCACCAGCUGAUGAAUACUGCAAUAACACCUCCGCUUCUUCAGGGAAACCUAUAACUAAAACUGCUGUAAAUACAAAUAAUACGGUGCUCAGUGCAAGAGUUUCUCCACCAAAUAGCAGCUCUGGUAGAUCUGCUGCUCUUCCUGCUGGAGCCUCAUGGGGAACUCGUGCUUCCAAUAAUCAUCCUUUAGUUACAAGUGUGCAAUGUUCCAAUGGACCACUUAAACAGAAACCAGGCGUGUCUAGUGGAGCAGUUGCUUGUUCUACUGCAGUUGCAAACCCAAUUCAGCUUUCCUCGAUCCAUAGUGAUACUGGGAAGAUGAGGGUUUCAAAUGAAGAAAGCCCCACUUCUCAAAGUAAAACGAAAGCAGAAACCUUAGAACCAGGGAAGAAAGAAUCAAGCACAGACAGGAGAGUUAUUGUUUCAGAGAGUUCCGUUGCAUCUGUACAGCCUGUGACUUUGCCGAUAAGUAGACAUCCCCAUAGCCAACCUACAACCAAUGCGCCACCUAUUAGUGCAGAUAUUAUUGAUUCUUCCUUAAUGCUUACUGUACAUGCUUCAGACAAAGAUUAUACUGAUGCUACAGAAGGGAAUGUGGAGAAUAUAUGUUCUGAUAUCUCCUCAAUGAGCAUUCAUGAAAACCAAGUUUUACAGGAUUCUAAUGUUGGGCAGAUGAGAGAACCAGUUACAUCUCAGACAGCUGGAACAGCUGCAAGUACAACAGAGGACGCCACAGAUGUCCAGUCUGAUUUUAGAUUGGGAGCACCAACUCACGUAACCCAAGUUGAUAUGCAUGAAAUAGAUGAUGAUUUGUUGUCUUUUAAUAACCAAAGGCUCAAGGAUCCUGAGGUUGUUAGCAACAGAAUAGCAAAUUUUGGUCAUGAGUUUCAUCUGUCAACGCAUUCUAAUGUCAAGUCUCAUCAGUUCAAUGGUGCUGAUGAUUUGGACAUGCAGGUUCUAGAUAGAACUAGUAAUUUGAUGGCUUCAAAAUCUAAUGUUCCUGCUCGACAUCCUGAGAGUGUGCUCAAGAGCCCUCUGGCUAUUGAUGUUGAACAUGCUAAUUUGUUUCCUAGUAAACUUCUAGGGAGAUGUGAGGGUGACGUAGCUAGUGGUGGUUUAGAUAUGGGAGAGAGCAGCAUAAUAUCCAAUAUUUUGUCUAUGGACUUUGAAUCAUGGGAUGAGUCAUUAACUUCCCCUCAGAACCUGGCUAAGUUUUUAGGUGAAACUGAUAAGCAACAAGGUUCCUUUGGAGUACCAGUCUCCCGGAAAAGUCAGAAUAGCAGUCAAUCAAGGUUUUCUUUUGCUAGAGAGGAACCGACAAGCCAAAAAUCUGAUUUUGGACAAUCUAUUGAUUACUUUGAUAAAGGCUUUCACCAGCGUCCUUUUAGCCAUGAUUUCUCUAACAGCAAUCCCUUGCAUAUUGAGCAGCUUGUUAGCCGCAAUGGUUUUCCUGUUUCUAAUGGCACUGAAUCAGAGAGCUUUGCAAGCAGUCAUUCUCAUAUCUCCAAUAACAAGCUCUCCCUUUCUCGAUCUCAGAUUUCUGCUCCUCCAGGAUUUUCUGUGCCUAGUAGGGCAGUACCCCCCGGCUUCACUUCUCAUGAAAGGACAGAGCAAAUCUUGGACACAGUUUCUGGAAAUCAGAUGCUUGAUGCUUCCUCUGUGUUAAGAAAUCACUAUCAUUCACCUUCAGGUGGUAAUCCCAUUAGUAAUGGUGAUAUUGAGUUUAUGGAUCCUGCAAUAUUGGCAGUUGGCAAAGGGACGCUUCCAGUUGGCAUCAACAGCGCAGGUGUAGACUUCAGGUCAAGCUACUCUCCGCAAUUGAGUACAUACGGAGAUGCGAGAUUCCAAUCAUUUUUACAAAGGUCUCUUCCUCCACAUCAGAAUCAAAGAUUUACUGACCUGGGGGACAGCUUUUCCCCCCUUAGUGAUGCUUAUGGAAUUCCGUCCAGGGUCAUGGAGCAAACUCUAGCCAAUAAUCUUUCUCCAUUUUCUCAGUUCACCGUGCCUCAGUCUAGGAAUGGAAUAACUUCUAAUGGACAAUGGGAUGGGUGGAAUGAGGUCCAAGGUGGAAAUAACUUGGGUAUGGCAGAACUGCUCCGCACUGAGAGAUUGGGAUUUAACAAGUUCUACAGUGGUUAUGAAGAAUCCAAGAUCCGAAUGCCCAGUUCAGGCAAUAUAUACAAUGGAAACUAUGGGAUUUAAUAUGAAGUGUCUCAUUCGAUGUGGUUGGUGAUGACCAUAAGUGGUGAAAUAGGAUGUUUGUGUGUGACUUUGACAAGCCUGAAUUAAGGAUUCAAUUGUUGGCACUCUAAAGAUCGAAGAACUGGCUCUUUCUUCACAUUAUUGAGUGACCAAUAAUUUUUCAGAAUGUUCCUGUUUGAGGAUAUGAGGGUGAGUCUGAUUAGUCUGACAUGGCUGCUUUCAUGUUGGUGAAGGAUUAAACCUUCUCAAAUGUGGAGUCCGGAAACCAACAGGUGAAAGGAGCUUGAGAUGAGAAUGAGGGUCAAUGUGAUAUGGCUAUGCAACGAAAUACUGUACAUGGUAACACCCAUCAAUUUCCAGUGUGUUGUUUUGGUAGGAGGGGAGAGAAUGGAGAUGAAUGAUUGGAGAUAAAGGAUGAUGCUUUUAGUAUACUGGCUAACAUGUAUCAUUAGAUUGGCAGCAGCCAGCAGUAAUUGAUGUUUUGUAAUUGCUAAAAACAUUCAUUCUUAUGUAAAGUAGUGGAUUAAGAGAGAGAAGAGAAAAAAAAGGUAGUGGAAGCACUUCUUUUUCCCGUUAUCGAGGUACAAAAAUGAGUUGCAAACUUAUAUUAGCAAUAAGGUGGUUGACUGAUAUAUAAUAACGAGAGAGAGAGAGAGAGAGUGUGUGUGUGUGUGUGUGUGAUAAUGCAGCUGCUGGUGAAAAAAGAUAUUCAUCUGUUUCUCUGUAUAAAUUAUCCUUUGUCUAGUGACUAAUUACAUGUAU
This is a messenger RNA of Sesamum indicum (sesame), 4140 nucleotides long. RefSeq lists its product as uncharacterized. Gene Ontology annotation, cellular component: CCR4-NOT complex. The record is from RefSeq and is a predicted model, not a curated record. Gene Ontology annotation, biological process: protein ubiquitination. Lineage: Eukaryota; Viridiplantae; Streptophyta; Magnoliopsida; Lamiales; Pedaliaceae. Gene Ontology annotation, molecular function: ubiquitin-protein transferase activity; RNA binding.